AUGGUGCUUUGUUUUAAAGGAAUUUUAAAACAUCUUGUUCGGAAGUCCACUGAAGAAAUCAAGUCCACAGGAGAGAAUAUAGUUGAUAAUGAAUUGUCUGGAAUUGAUGUUCCGUCUGACUUAAGUAGAAGGAUAGAUUCAAGCACAAAAAGAAGAAGUUUUGGUUUGGGUGUUACAUAUUUGUUUCCACUAGCAAAGGUUUAUGCAAAGUCAAAGGAUGUGGCUACAUUAAGAAGUGAAAUUGAAGCAUUAAACAAAUCACUUCAAAAGCAGGAAGAAGAGAAAUUGCAAAUGAGACAAGAAGUUGAAGCCUAUUAUGAGAGAAAAGGAAAAAAGAAAACAUGCAAUUUGAGCACGCAUAACAGAGACAAAUUCCAGGAGAGAUUGGAUUUCAAAUUCUAUGAUUUCCAGGCUCUGGAGAUAGAAAAAGGGUGGAACAAUCUUUUUGUUUCCAUUAUUUCUAUAGAAACAGGGGAAACCAUAGCCAAGUCUGGAAAAGCAUCAGUACAAAAUGGAAAGUGUCAUUGGGAAGAUUCCAUGCUAAGUACCAUGUGGAUUUCUGAGGAUCUUUUACAGCACAAUGAAAGCUUCCUCCUUAAGCUUGUUGUUGCCAUGGGAUCUGCGAGAUUUGGGACCCUUGGGGAGGCUAUCAUUAAUUUAGCAAGUUACAUUAGACCAGAAGUGAGUACUGCAUCAUUGCCUUUGAGACAAUGUUCUCAUGGGACAAUCCUACAAGUAAGAAUUCUAUUUCUUGAAUUACAUCAUUAA
Molecule: messenger RNA, 768 nt
Organism: Vigna unguiculata (cowpea)
Lineage: Eukaryota; Viridiplantae; Streptophyta; Magnoliopsida; Fabales; Fabaceae
Source: RefSeq, a predicted model, not a curated record